AUGUUCCCGGGGAGGAGGCUGCAAGGACUCACGCCGCGUUUCCACGGCCCCCGGCUGGAGCAGCGCCCGGAGAAGGCCGAGAGGGCCGGCAGCCUUCUGGAAGGUCCUGGCACCCAGGACUCCAGCGCUGGCGCGAACAAGGCUAAGGAGAAGGUGUGGUUACACCCCAGCCUGAAAGAAAGCGCAUUUGUCAGAGGCAAAAGGACCUCGGCCCUCCCAGAGAGAUCUUCCCAGAAGACCCAGCCCUCUUCUGCACAAGAAAAGGUUCAUCGACUCAACAAGAAAAAUGCCGAGAAGACCAAAGUCUCUCUCACUCCGGGGAGUCUCGGCACAGCGAGCCCACGAGACCGGGGAGGCAUCUCUGCUCCCAGGGACGCCACAAAGCCAAGAGAGAGGCUAGAAGGGAGAGACAUCUCAGGCCCCGAGAGACUGGGGAGGCAAGACGGGGAUGAGAGAAAGACUUCCGGGGCGGACAGUGAGAACCUGGUGUUCCCAGGACAGAAAAACGGGCUUCCCUCUGCUGAAGACACCCGGGGAAGAGAAGCUGAGAAAAACGGAGCAACAGCGGCGGCCAGUGAGCACGAGCCGGAUGAGAGCUGGAAGGGAAAGCAGUCCGGCAGCCAGAGUAACGGGGAUCAAGUCUAUGAAAGGUGUCUCAGCGGUGUCAAGGCCAUUUCUACCCUACGGACCCCAGGAAGCCCUGCCGGAGGACCCUGUUUCCAGCAAACAGAGCCCACAGAACCAGCCGGCCACAGCAAGCGCAGGGGCACGGAGGAGAGAGCCAGCAACGAGGACAGCAAGAAGAGCAAGACAGAUGCGGCCUCUCAGAGGACCCAGGAUCCCUGCCCAGCUCAUGAGAGCUUGCAAGACCAGUCUCCGGGGCCCAACGACAAGCCUUCCGCACCGCAAGAUCUGGGGAUGCCACUGGAUGACACCCUAGCUCCUCCUGCUCCCUUUCCUCACCGGAUGGUCACUGCCAAAAAAGCCGCCAUCAGCAGUUUUUAUGCCGUGGACAGAUCGGAAAUUCUAGGAGGGGGGCGCUUUGGCCAGGUUCACAGGUGCGAAGAGAAAGCCACGGGCCUGAAGCUGGCGGCCAAGAUCAUCAAGACCAGGACUGCCAAGGAGAAGGACGAAGUGAAGAACGAGAUCAACAUCAUGAACCAGCUGGAUCACGUGAAUCUCAUCCAGCUCUACGACGCCUUCGAGUCCAAGAACGACUGCAUCCUGGUCAUGGAAUAUGUGGACGGGGGUGAGCUGUUCGACCGCAUCAUUGACGAAAGCUACCGCCUGACGGAGCUCGACGUCAUCCAGUUCACCAGGCAGAUCUGCGAGGGCGUCCGGCACAUGCACCAGAUGUACAUCCUGCACCUGGACCUGAAGCAUCACCGCCACAUUCCCCUCAGAACCCUCCCCCCUACCAUCACCAUCAUCACCACUGCCACCUCCACUACCAUUAUCACUAGCAUCAGCACCAGCAUCUCAACCACCACCUCCACUACUGUUAUCACCAACGCCAGCAUCAGCAUCUUGCCACUGCCACCCUGCCAUUACCACCACCACCACUAUCAUGACUUCCUUAUCAUGUCCCUUUCAUCCUUAGCCCGA
Messenger RNA from Sorex fumeus (smoky shrew), 1605 nucleotides. Its product is annotated as myosin light chain kinase 3-like. Gene Ontology annotation, cellular component: nucleus; cytoplasm. The transcript has 9 exons. Gene Ontology annotation, biological process: protein phosphorylation; intracellular signal transduction; positive regulation of apoptotic process. NCBI's taxonomy places the organism in Eukaryota, Metazoa, Chordata, Mammalia, Eulipotyphla, Soricidae. The record is from RefSeq and is a predicted model, not a curated record. Gene Ontology annotation, molecular function: ATP binding; protein serine/threonine kinase activity. The annotation marks the transcript as partial.